Molecule: messenger RNA, 1618 nt
Organism: Hordeum vulgare subsp. vulgare (domesticated barley)
Lineage: Eukaryota; Viridiplantae; Streptophyta; Magnoliopsida; Poales; Poaceae
Product: RNA-binding protein P-like
Exons: 1
Coding region: 87-1610 (507 amino acids)
Molecular function (GO): RNA binding
Source: RefSeq, a predicted model, not a curated record
GGCGUGUCUGGGAAUCCCAAUCUCCGCCUCCACCCCGCACCUGCGCCUAAAACCCUAGCUCGCCUCCGCCGCCCCGCCCAGCCCCCAUGGCGCCGAAGAAGCGGAAGGCGGAUCCGGCGGCGGCCGUCGCCGACGCCGCCGCCCACCACGAGCAGCCGGAGCAGAAGCCCCGCAUCGGGACCAUCUACUACCCCAUCACCGACGACCCCCCGGAGCCGGCCGCGGACGCCGCCGCCGCCGCCGCCGCCGCGCUGGAGGACGAGGACCUCUCCUACGACUACGAGGAGGAGGACGUCACCAAGCUGCUCGAGCCGCUCUCCCGGGAGCAGCUCGUGGCGCUUCUCCGGGCGGCCGCCGAGUCGAGCCCCGCGACCAUGGCGGCCGUGCGCCGCGCGGCCGAGUGCGACCCCGCCAGCAGGAAGCUCUUCGUGCACGGCCUCGGCUGGGGCGCCGGCGUCGAGGACCUCCGCUCGGCCUUCUCCCGCUUCGGCGAGCUCGAGGACUGCCGCGUCAUCACGGACAAGCAGUCGGGCAAGUCCAAGGGCUACGGCUUCGUCCUCUUCCAGUCCCGCACCUCGGCGCUCCGCGCCCUACGCCGCCCCCAGCUUAGCAUCGGCGGCCGUCUCGCCUUCUGCCACCUCGCCGCCUCGGGCCCCGCGCCCCCGGCCUCCCAGUCCCAGAACCCUAGCUCCAACGCCAGCUCCGGCGCCGCCAACAACAGCGCCCCCGCUUCCUCGUCCUCGCAGGCUGACAACAUGCAGCGCAAGAUCUUUGUUGGCAACGUGCACGCCGAUGUCGAUGUUAAUCGCCUCUAUGAGUACUUCUCGCAGUUUGGUGAGAUUGAGGAGGGGCCGCUGGGCUUUGACAAGAGCACUGGCAAGCCCAAGGGGUUUGCUCUGUUCGUUUACAAGUCUGUGGACAGUGCUCGCCGCGCCCUGGAGGAGCCCAUGAGGAGUUUUGAUGGCAAGAUGCUCAAUGUGCAGAAGGCCAUAGAUGGGAGGACAAAGGGCACAUCUGGGUCCAACUCUAGUGCUAACAAUGCCAAUGCCACCGCCGCUUCUACACAAAUGACCGUGCCCUCUAUUGCCGCCAUUAAUCCAUAUGAUCCAUCAGCAUAUGGUGCCGCUGCUGUUCAUGACAUGGGGUUCGCCCAGCAAGCUGCCUUGCUGGGGAUGGGUGCACAGCAGCAAGCGUUUGCGCAGCCCAAUACUGCAAUGCUGGCAAUGAUGGCAGCUGCGAUGCAGAACCCAGCCAUGCUUGCAUCGCUAAAUCCAGCUUUUGCUGCUGCUGCACUGGGUGCCGGUGGGCAAGCUGGCAUUCCUGGUUUUGGAGCUCAGGGCUUUGGGACACAAGGGUUUGGGGCUGCUGGUAUCAAUUUUCCAAAUGCAUCAGGUCUUCAGGGAGCUGCAGCAUAUCAAGGAGGGCCUCCUGGUUUUCAGGGGUCACCUGGCUUCCCGACUUCUGCUGGGUUUCAGGUUGGCCAAGCAGCUUCCCAAUCGGGUACUACUGCUGCGGCCACUGGUGCUGCUGCUUAUCAGACUGGGGCUGCUGGGCAGGGCCAAGUGUCCAAUUCACAGAUUGGUGGUACUGGUUUUCAGGGUGGCUAUUGACAGCACUA